ACCUUCGGGCCAAGGCCCACAUUCAGAAACAGCACCGAGAACUAGAGCGCAAUGACAAUGAGAUUGCCCAGGAAAUCCAGGAGCAGCUGGUCCGGCAAGCUGAACUGCAGAGGCAGCAGGAGGAAAGUGAUGCGGCCAUUGCCCGCAAGCUCCAGGAGAAGGAGAUGAAGGAGGAAAGGCGACGGCAGAAACAGCUGGAAGCCAAUUUUAAAGAAGAGUACUAUGAUGAGAAAGGAGCCUCCCAGCUUCCCUCAGACACCAGGAAGGGCAAAUGUUCUGAGUGGGAUUCAUCUGAGUGGAAUGAACAUGCUGAACACUGCCCCCCAGAGAUCACCAGAGGCAGACACCCCAAGUGCAACUUGUCCGACUGUUACCAGGGCAAACACUGUGACCAGGGGCAUGUCAGGCACAUAAAGGGCAAACACCCUUCUGACUCCAACCCCAUCAGACUCCACAAGCCUGAGUUGUCAGGGUAUUGGAGGGAAGAGACUCAUCAUGGAUAUGAUUUGAUGGAUACUCGCGAGGAGCAUUCGCUUUUUAUUAGAGCUAGUGGGGAGCUGAGUGACUCACAGGAUUCACUGGAAUUUGAGAUGAUGGUGAGACGGAAGGAGAGACCUGCUGAGUUGUCUAUGACUCCAUGGCCCCAUGAAAGAGACAAAAGGAGGAAAAGAGAGAGAAACAGGGAGGGCUGUCGAGGGCAAAAGUGGAAUAAAGAAGGUAACUGGGAUAGGGAUAGAAUAGAGUGGGAGGGGAAGCAUGCCAGAGACUGGGGGAGGGAUGAAGUGUGGGAAAAGGACAAGAACAAAGAAAGGGACAGGAACAGGGAGCUGGAUAGAGACAGGGGGUGGGAAAGAAAUAAAGACAGGAAUAGUAUGUGGGAGAGUGAAAGUGACAGAGACAGGAGCAGAGAAUGUGAGAGAGGCAAAGACAGAGGUGGGGAGUGGGAGAGGGACAGGAACCGGGAGAGAGACAGGGAUAACAGCAGGGAGGGGGAUAAAGGCAAAGACUGGGAAAUGGAAAGAGAAGGAGAUGGGGAGCGGGAGUGGGGCAGCGACAGGAACAGGGAGAGUGAUAGAUACAGGGACAACAACAGGGAGAGGGGGGGAGACAGAUACUUGAAGAGGGACAGGGAGUGGGGCAGAGACAGGCAGUGGGAGAGAGAGCAAGAUGAAGAGCAAGAGAGGGACAGGAUCAGGGAGAGAGAGAGGGACAGAGACGGGGACAUCAGCAGGGAGGGGGAGAAAGCCAGAGACAACGAGAGAGGCAGGGAGUGGGGGAGCGACAAAGACAGAGUUGGGGAGCAAGAUGUGGAUAGAAAGGGGGACAGAGACAGGAGGGUAAGGAACACGGAGGGAGAGAAGGACAGAGACAUGAAGAGGAACAGGAACAUGGCGUGGGAGAGAGACACAGACAAGAAGAGGAACAGGAACAUGGAGGGGGAGAGGGACACAGACAAGAAGAGGCACAGGAACAGGGAGGGGAUGAGGGACAGAAACAAAGAUCUAGAUAGGGUUAGGCACAAAGAUUCACGUAAUGGCAGAGAUCCUGAUGGAGAAGGACCUGGCCUGAGCCAGAUUUGGUUGGAGGAAAAGUUUGCAGAUCAGGAGCACAAGCUGGGUAGGCGGAGAGUGAUUUCAUGGGACGAUGAAUUUUUGUAUAACUCAUGCUUCAGAACUGAAAGGAGAGGGGAGAGGAGGGAUCACUGGGACCCCCGUGAGGAGGUCCCAAGAGCACGCUCCUGUUCACAUGAGGACACCUCCCAGUCUUUCUCCCCCAGGGGGCCAGGCAGGAUGGCACAUAGCGAGUAUGGGAUGAGGGACGUUGUGCAGGGCCUCGGUCAGAUGGACCUCCGAGAGCAGGAGAUAAGGGACCUGGAGGUUGCCCGGAAACUGCAGGAAGAGGAGUUGAAGGCAAGUGAGAUUGACAAGAGAGCUGCACAAGUUGCACAGGAUGCAGAAAUUGCCCGUUUAUUAAUGGAGGAAGACAAACGGGUUUAUAAGAAGUCCAGGGAUCGAGAAAAGCCUUGUAUGGACCAUAGAAGACCAGAGGGAGAUGAAAAGCCUGGAUUCGAAGAAGUGGUGAGGCCCAGAUCACGGGAGGAAUACCAGCAGAGAUCCAGGAACCAUAAGGCAGAUAGACCGGCAGCUCGUUCCCAUGACUACGAGAACAUGGACUCCAGCUACCUGUAUCCAUCAGCCAACUAUCCUGGCCGUGCUGCUCCUGGGCCAGAGACAACUUAUAAAGGUUCCUACAACCGCCAGUGACCCUGCCCCCCCACUCCUGCCAUUCGUACAUUAUUUUCCUUUGUUUCAUUACAGUUCCAUUUUGGAUUCAUGACAAGCAGAUGCCUGCUGGGACAACUGAGACUUGCAAGUAGACUUUUCCUGGAAUUUUUGACACGGAACUUUAACAGAAUGAAUGCAGCCACCACACUACUGCUACUUAUACUUUUUGUUUGAAUUUGGGCUGGACAAAAAAUGAUAUACGAAGGAGUUGAUGGAGGUUGAUUUGCUGUGCUCUUGAAGUCAUGGCCAUAUUGCCAGAAGAUAUUCCUUUUUAUUUUUGGAUAGUUAAGGUCCCGCACUUUCAUCACACCAGCCAUCACUCGGUUGCGUGUUUCCUGGUGGCUGUCCUUCAGGUUACAGUUUUGCAACCUGUUCACAAUAUAAGCUUCCAGGAACAGGCCAAUUUGGAUUUGUCUGUGCUGUACUGUGGUGUCUUUGUUCUGUCCAAUGGCUGCUGUUUGUCCUUGUCCAUGUAGAAGAUAUAAGCGGCUUUGGGAUCUCGAUCUUUUCACUGAACCUAAUCAUGCAGCAGUGAUCCAGCAUGGGAAUUUUCCCCUCUCCAACACAUGGGAACCUCCACUCCAUUUCCUGGACAUGAGGCAGCAAUCCCCAUUCCAUAGAGUUAAGCAUCGUCAGCAAACUACUCCCAUCAGGAGCUGAAGAUACCAUUACUAGGGGGAACUCACUGUCUUCAUGUGUACUCUGCUGUUUACUUUGACAUAUUUAUUCAUGCGUCUUUGUUCCCAUUUUGCCUUGACGGCAAUAAUCUGAAUGAAUCAAAAGUGAUUUUUUUUUCUAUAAAAAUAUUUAUAAUUUUUAGUUGCCAAGUACUGAGCUUAUGCUACUGCUAGAUGUGUUGCAAGUUUUGUAGACAGAAAAUUAUCAAAUUUUAAGUACUCAUACAGUUUUUUUGGUUGUCACUAUACAUUGAUGGAAACCCAAUUCCCUGGGGGGUGGGGCUCUCUGGUUUUCUAAGAGUAAACAAAGCAAAGAAGGGGAUGCCAUAUUAUAUUAAUCAUACACAUAUAACUCAGUCUACCCUGUCAAUACCUUUCCAAGUCCCUAGUAACAAGAAAGACAUGGAGAACAUUGACAGACCUGUAUAUUGUACUGUCUAUAAUCUUGACCAUUUCAAGAAGGUUUUUUGAUGGAAGUACGUUUUUUUUUUUGGGGAGCGAGUACAUUUGUGAUCAUGGGAGGCCUUCAUACUGUACACUGUUCCUGUAAUGAAUUUUAAACUUGUCAAGCUGUUACUGUAUGCUCUUCUAGGAUAGUGCUAAGAAGAAGCCUCCUGCAAAAAUAACAUAAUUCUCCAAUGAAUGUUUUCCAAGAAAUGGGGCAGAUACGAACUGAGGAUUAAUAUCAAAUGCUUAGCAGGACAUGUUGCUUUGAGGACCUGCAUGCAAGGCUUCAAAUCAGAGAAGACUUAAGGAACACUGAAAGUAUAGAUCUUCAUAUAAGAUGGUGAAGGGAAAAAAUUACAGCAUACAGUUUUUCUUAAAUUACUUUUCAAUUCCACUUAGUUAUGUUUUGAUUCUGUUUUGUGUGAUCGGAUUCACAUCUUUUUGGCUUAAUUCACAAUGACUUUUGACUUUCAGUCUUCAGUUCCCCCCCCCCAGUGGCACUGCAGAAAACACUGCAUGGUUUAACUGCACUCCUCCACCCAUUUCCUUCCACAUUUAGUCUAUUCUUGCCUCUGUGAUGUUCCUGUAUCUCUGUAAAGGUAUCAUUGUGUACACUACUCCACAAAUCGUUGACUGCAGGUUACCAAAAAAAGCCUUAAGGAGAAAGAGUAAAGCUUGCUUUUCAUAAGUGAGAAGCUUCAUUAAUUUAUUCACUUGAAGGGAGCUAAAUCUGUCUGUUUUAGUAUCUCUCUAGAAUUUAAAAGGUGCCUGAGGAUGAAGAGAAUGAAAUGAAUAACAUAAGGUGGUUAGGAUCAAUAUUAACCAGAUUAGUAAGUGUGAGUACAAUGCUAUCCUAAUGUUGAAGUAUUGUGUACAAUUUCAGGUCUUCUACAACAUUAUAUAUGCUAAUUGUUAUUUUUGAACAGUGUAUGCUUAGGCAAUUGCAGACAAAGGAUUGGGUUAAGACUAUGGAGUGGAUUUUGUGCCACCUUGAAAUGCAAAAACUACUUUGGCAUGUGAGGGAAAACAUUUGAUGUGAUGUAUUGUUUUACAGUGCACAGCAUGCAGACACAGUGCCAUGUGAAAAUGCAUUGCAAAAGAGACAUUGCUUUUCAGUGAGUGUCGAGAGGAGAAAGUAACACAAUGAAAAGCAAAACCAUUUCUUUGUUUUGCAUCUUGUUCAAGUACCAUUAAGAAAAACAAAUUGAAGGGUUUACGUUACACACAAUUUAACAAUGAAAUUGUGCCACACCGCACCGAAAUGCGUCCAGAAAUAUCAACGCAGAUGUUGCAACAUAAUGAAAUACACAGCAACACUUGCAUAGCAAGUGCAAAAAAUACAUCACCACAGCAGGAGAUGCUAUUUGUAUUAAUAGAAUUGCAAGCUGUCAAGCUGCAAGGAAUAUGUUAUAGAAAGAGAUUAAUUGUUCUCCUGCUGAGGAAAAAAGUAACUAUCAUAGGAGAACUAUAAAGCAGGUUCUUCACCUUGGCGGAGAUUCCUUUUGUUUCCUGUAUGUAGUCAGCUGGUCUUCAUUUGGGUUGCUGCAGUUAGCUAGUGCAGAAGUUAAAAAUAUGUUAAAGGGUGGAAAUGGCUGUUUGGCAGUCCAUUAUGUAAUGUGUUCCCAUUCUCAGGGCUUUUGUGAAGUCACUUUCAUGAUAGUACCCAGUCCUAGUAAUAAAACAUGUCACAAACUGCAGUGGACUUUGUUAAUGGCCAGACCUUGGUGGGCAGAUUUACUAAAUUAGAACAAUUAUCCCCGACAAUGUUUGCAGUUCCACAGAUGAACCACCAGGGGUACUUAAUGAAAACAUUCCACGGAACAUUCAUAGAGACACAUUACUUCAUAUGUUUGAGUUUUCUCCAUCUCCUACUUUACACUCUCUUUACACUUUACACAUACAGCCCUUCAAGUACAUUUACUGACCCUCCUUUAAGCCAGGUUGAAGCAAGGUCAUCAGAGCUGCUACCAAGUAUAAGCUCUAAAAUCCUCCAAUUAACUCUUCAUAGUUUUACUGAUUUUAACCUUAGUAAACAAUGUCCUUGCUCAUAAGUCACUUGUACAUUUUACAAACAAGAAUGAAAACUUCAUUUAUACUUACACUUGAAACCCUUUUUAUCCAUGUGGGAUAUUGCUCAUAAAAUACUGACAAAUAAAAAUGUAAAAUGUGUUUUGUUACUUUAAUAUA
Molecule: messenger RNA, 5596 nt
Organism: Paramormyrops kingsleyae
Lineage: Eukaryota; Metazoa; Chordata; Actinopteri; Osteoglossiformes; Mormyridae
Source: RefSeq, a predicted model, not a curated record